GCUCGAGGAAGUGAUGACGCCGCUGGCUGAUCUCCAUGUGACGUUGAGCCCAAAAAACUGAUCCGGGCUGUGACGUGUCUCCUGAGUUUCCGGCCAUGGCGUCUGGCUGGGCUCCUUGUGUGCCGUUUAUCGGCUGCAGUCCGGCGGAGAGACAGCAGUCACCGACCCGAAGAGAAGUCUGGACUCCACCGGAUCGUUCACGCUCCAAAAACCGCAGCACAAAGAGCACAGAGAGCACCGGAGCGCCUACGUGCAGCCCGCUCUGCACGCUCACCGCUCUGACCAAAUAUGGGCUUCCCUCCUGCCAUAUUUGGGAACAUACGUCACGCAGGAGUCUUUAUAAAGCCGGGAAUCCUCAUUGAAAAAGUGACAGACUCAAGUUCAAGUUGUCAGCAGCAACAAGUGAAAACACCAACUGGAGUAAAACGUUUAAUGUUGUUUACUCUCCCUGAUGACUCAUCACUUCUACCACAAACAUCAGAGAACAGUCUUUUAAAAAUAUAUAAAAUAUCUUCACGCGGGACCCCGGAGCUGACGACCCUCCAGCGUUGGCUUCCUCUGAGCAUCAUCGUCCCCAGCAGCAGAAGCAGCGCCAGCCCGGCCAGAGCACCUCUCCGCCGGGUUCAGGAGCGGAGACAACCUCGGCUCCCCCGCAGCACGCUGCUCAGGUCCCAGAGCUCCAGGAGCGACUGAGCUCCACACCCGCCGCCGCUGUAUCUCACUCUUCCUCCUCGACCGAGAUGGCAGCGACCAAAGCGGAGCUGCUCUUGUCCGCCCUGCAGAUCUCCGACCCUCUGGCCGGCUUCACGUCGCCUCUCUCCCCGCUGGAUAGUUAUCACUCGAAUCUGGAGGAGCUUCAGAUGCUGCUGCAGAACGCCGCAGCGGGAGGCUCGCUGCUGGCCGCGUCUGCAGCUGAGGGAGCCGGGCUGCUGAGCGGGGAGUCCGGGGAGUAUGGAGACUCUCUGUCAGACCUGGACCUGCAGAGUCUUCCCCCUCUCACCCCUCGCCUCACCCCUCUGGCCUACAGUGGACGCUUCACCUUUGAGCCCGCUGCCAGCAGCAUGUGGGCUGAGCCGCUCCUUAGCCUCCUGUCGGGGUUGGUCAGUGUUGGGGCUCCUCCGCCUGCCUGCAGCCUCCCCUCCUCUUCAUCUUCAGUGACAUCAUCAUCAACAACAUUGAUGUCCCAGCCGAGCCUCAGCUCUGUCCAGAUCAGCUGUGGCUCUGGUGAUGUCACCUCAGUCUUCUCUGCGACACCAACGUACACCUCUGCUGCCAGCUCCGACCUUCUCCCCCACCACACUGACUCUCAGCUGCCCCCCCAGGCCUUCCAGCCACAGGGUCCACCUCCUGCCUACCCCAGCUCCAGGCUGGGGCUCCAGCCCUCCUCCCUGGUGGUGCCGAUGCUCCCAGACUACCUUCUGCCUCAGCAGCAUGACAGCGAGCAUGGCCUUAUCCAGGACCAAAAGCCAGUACUGUCACAGAGCCUGAACCCACUCACGCCGCUCUCCACCAUCAAAGCCUUCUCCCAGAUCCAGACCCAGACUCAAAGUUCCGCCUCAGGCCCCGCCAACCAGGCUGAGCUCACCAAACCCAGCCGGACCAGGAAGUCCCCCGCAGGCCGGCAGUGCAAGACGCCGCCACAUGAGCGUCCGUACGCCUGCCCCGCUGAUGGCUGCGACCGUCGCUUCUCCCGCUCAGAUGAGCUGACACGUCACGUGCGCGUGCACACGGGUCAGAAGCCUUUCCAGUGCCGCAUAUGCAUGCGCAGCUUCAGCCGCAGCGACCACCUGACGACGCACAUCCGCACGCACACUGGCGAGAAGCCGUUUGCCUGUACCGAGUGCGGACGCAAGUUUGCCCGCAGCGACGAGCGCAAGAGGCACUCCAAGAUCCACCAGAAGCAGCGGGACCGCAAGACAGACACUAACUCUUCAAGUAUGCCCAUCCCCAUCACCAAGCCCCCUGCCUACUCCUCGCCUCCCACCUCCUCUCCCUGCUCCACAUACUCCUCCCCCAUACACAGCUCCCCCUCCCCUGCUGCCUCACUCUUCACCUCCUCUUCCUCCUCUUCCUCCUCCUUCUCCCCCUGCUUCACCUCAUCAUCAUCACUGUCACAGGUCUACGCCUCCUCACCGUCUCCCCACCUGUACUCCUCCUCCUGCUCCUCUCCGAUGGGGAGUCCUCAGUCGGAGCUCCCGUCCCCCCACGGCUCCAACAUCUGCUGACAAACAGGAAGUUGUGACCUCUGACCCUAGACUGUAACUCUGCCUUUAACAAAAAACUUACAUAUCUGACCAUCCACAGACAUCAAACUGUACAUUUUAUUUCAGUGUUCAUCCAAUGGUGAUGAGGUCAAAGGUCAACAUAUGUGUGGAGGAGGCGUGGCUCCUCAUCGCCCCACAACAUCAACUUCCUGUUCCUGCAGCAUCUGAACGAAUGUUUGAAAACUGUUUUACAGACUCAGCAGCUGCUUCAUUUGAGCCUUUUCAGCCACUGUAAUCGAUGACAGUGUGAAAAUGAUUAGACUUUAUAGGGAAAACUGCUGAAUUCAGCAGAUGUCCAAUCCCCUGAAUGUAAAAAGACUUUAAUUUUUGAAUGAGUGUAAAUAUGAGUACUUUUGUAAGUGGAAUAUGUGUACAUAAUGUUUACUUGUAGUAUAGUGUACAUACAUGAACAUGUACAUAGUUUUUACCUACUGAGUAGGUUCUGGGACAUUUGUAUGUUUACAUGCAGGUCAGUGUUUGAUUUUAUACCGAACAUGUUUUCUCUUUGAAGCAAAGAUCUGCAAUAAUAAAAUGUCAAAAAUA
Messenger RNA from Centropristis striata (black sea bass), 2807 nucleotides. RefSeq names its product early growth response protein 1-like. NCBI's taxonomy places the organism in Eukaryota, Metazoa, Chordata, Actinopteri, Perciformes, Serranidae. Gene Ontology annotation, biological process: regulation of transcription by RNA polymerase II. Bases 741 to 2225 code for a protein of 494 amino acids. The transcript has 2 exons. The record is from RefSeq and is a predicted model, not a curated record. Gene Ontology annotation, molecular function: DNA-binding transcription factor activity, RNA polymerase II-specific; RNA polymerase II cis-regulatory region sequence-specific DNA binding.